AAGGCCAAGAGAUCAAGGUAAAAAGACAAACAAGAUGCUUUCAUUCACCACUAAGCACAAAGAUGUGACUGAGGAUGUUAUGGAAGUUGUCAAAGCAGGUGAUAUACACACCUACACUAAUUCCGACGGAGGAAUUGUCCAUCUUCCUGAGUCAGCUCCGUGCACUCCAGUCGCAAAGAAAGGUAAAGUUGAACCUACACUCUCCGAACUGCAAGAUAACAUCGUGAGGCUUGUAGCUGAAAAAAUAAAAGAAAACGCGGACAAUCUUGCAGGCCUGAUAAAGAAAAAUGCGGACACCAUCGAAACGUUAAAGGAAUCAUCGGAGUUUCUCUUCAAGGAAGUUCAAGAUAUGAAAACAGAAAUAAAAACGGUUAAAAUUGCAAGCGAUGACCAUCAGAAGAGAAUUACAGGCCUGGAAGACAGAGUGAAUGAAAUGGAACGCUAUCACAGAAGAUGGAACUUGAGGCUGUAUGGCUUGCCAGAGCAGGAAGGAGAAGACGUUAAACAGCGUGUGAUUGACAUCUGUAAGGCAGUCAUUCAAGACCCUGAAGAGGAUCUCCGCUCCCAAAUUGAUGUGAGCCAUAGGAUCGGGAGGAGAGAGGAUGGUAAAACUCGACCGGUGAUUACAAGAUUUGCAUUAAGAUCGGCCAAAGAAAAGGUUUGGAAAUGCGCGAAGAAUUCGGAAUUCCUCAAAAUAAAGAAGUUAAAAUUCGGUGAAGAUUUGACCACGAAAGACAAAGAGACUCGCACUAAACUGUGGCCACAGAUUGAAGAGGCGCGGAAGCAAGGGAGAAGAGCCUUCUUCGUCGGAGCCAGAGCCAUCAUUGAGGGCCAUUAAUGGUAGGACGACACCGGAGAACACCAAUGUUAACUUUUACUUGAGCAUUAAGGUGAUAUAUAUGGAUACACCGAGCUAGUCCAAAGUUGUUUUAGAUGAUCUGACUCUUCAUUUGGAUGCAGUAAAUGGACUGAGGAAAAAAAACUGCAUGGAAAAUCAGAGUAAUGACAAACAAUCAUCAGUUUCAAAUAUCAAACAGAUUAAAACAACACCAUAAAAUUCACUGUAAAUAAAAAACUAUACUGAAAUAAAAUGCUCUAUAAAAAUCUG
This is a messenger RNA of Xyrauchen texanus (razorback sucker), 1108 nucleotides long. RefSeq lists its product as uncharacterized. The record is from RefSeq and is a predicted model, not a curated record. The coding region runs from base 35 to 838 and encodes 267 amino acids. The transcript has 2 exons. Lineage: Eukaryota; Metazoa; Chordata; Actinopteri; Cypriniformes; Catostomidae.